This is a messenger RNA of Microsporum canis CBS 113480, 1383 nucleotides long. RefSeq lists its product as hypothetical. The record is from RefSeq and is a predicted model, not a curated record. The coding region runs from base 1 to 1383 and encodes 460 amino acids. The transcript is spliced from 2 exons. NCBI's taxonomy places the organism in Eukaryota, Fungi, Ascomycota, Eurotiomycetes, Onygenales, Arthrodermataceae.
AUGAGCAGCCAGAACUCGAGCUUCUCCUCUAGCGGCAGCGAGGGAGCUGCUCUGCCAUGGAUCCUGGAGCACCUACUGGCAUAUCCCGGCAGCUAUGAGAUCCCUCUGCGCACCAUGUACACUCUCAACUCUUCUCCCCGGACGGCAGAUCUGUCCAGCAUAUCCCCUAGCUUGACUGGCUCUGCUUUCUCUCGAGCUCCGACAACUCCGUCUCCAACCAGUUCUGCACCUUCUUCACGUCAUGAGAAACACGGAUCAAGCGACUCUGCCAUGUCAGACACCGCUGCUAGGUUCAAGGCCCAGAUGAUGGCCCAGAUAGCGCAGCUACCCUCGCAGCCAGCUUCUCUUCCGCCCAGCUUCAUCACCUCUUUUGUUCGGCGGUCUUUCCCACCCGUACUGGAAGAUGUGGAUUUCCCUCAGGCUCUGACUGCGCUAGAUUACCUCAGAGACCUCGAGAACCGCCGCAAAAGAGAGGUCGUCAAUGCGUUUGACAGACUGGGGCUCACCGGAACCGACAGCGAGAGACUGGAGCUCUCGAGACGGUAUCCAGGUGUCCUCGCGUGGGUCAAGGCCAUAGAAAGGAAGGAGAGAGACGUUAUUGCCCUCUACACUCAAGUAUACCUCCGCAUCAGAUAUUGGGCUCUGGUCAAUGAGAUGCUUCUCACUCCAUUCAACAGAUACAACUGUAUCGCAUUGUUGAACACUCUUUUCCCUCCGCUGGAUUCCAGGCCGCCCACUCCACAUCUUAAUGGAAAGCUGUUGCUGGACCAUCGAAUGCGUUUCUACGACUACAUUUCCUCCUUCGAGAAAAAGGGAGUCCAGGUACUAAAACCUGUCAUCGAGCAAGACAGACGGCCAGGCGAGAAGACCGGCUGGCCUGUAGCCAGAGGCAUGAUUGAUAGCUACCUCAAUCUAGCCAAUAAUAUCAUCAACGAAUGCUCUGAAGUCACCGGUUGCCAACACUUUGCAGAAACCGAAGCAGGACAGCGCAAAGGAAGAAAAGUCGACUCUGGAAUUAGCUUCACAUCAUCCGAACGCCCAUCCACAAGUGGGAGUUCCUCUAGCAGCUCCAAAAACUCUACAAAACCCUCCACCCCUCUGUCUCAAAACACACAGGCCAAGGGCUCGAAUGGAUCGACUCUAGAGAGAAUUGCGCGGGAAAUCAAGAAACUAAAAUCCCGUGGUGACCUUAGAGAAGCGGCAAAAGAACCGUCAAAACGACCAAACACCGUUAAGAAGAUUAAGUCUUCUGGUCUCCUCAGGGAAACCAUGCGCAGCUUGUCCAUGACCGACGAGCCAACCUUCGACCCAGACAAAUUCAAACAACAGAGAAAGCAGUGGGAGGCAAAGAAUGCACACAAGCUCAGACAAGCUACUGAGUGA